Messenger RNA from Culicoides brevitarsis, 1108 nucleotides. RefSeq names its product tRNA (cytidine(32)/guanosine(34)-2'-O)-methyltransferase-like. Lineage: Eukaryota; Metazoa; Arthropoda; Insecta; Diptera; Ceratopogonidae. The transcript has a single exon. Gene Ontology annotation, biological process: tRNA methylation; cytoplasmic translation. The record is from RefSeq and is a predicted model, not a curated record. Gene Ontology annotation, molecular function: tRNA methyltransferase activity. Gene Ontology annotation, cellular component: cytoplasm. The coding region runs from base 94 to 1014 and encodes 306 amino acids.
UUCAAAACAUUGCAAGAAAAUUUUUGAUUUUUAAUUGAAUUUCAUCUUAAAAAACCAUAAAAAUCACAUAAAAGUUGAAAAAUCAUCUAAAAAAUGGGAAAAACAUCAAAAGACAAACGCGAUAUCUAUUACCGACUUGCCAAAGAGGAAGGAUGGCGUGCUCGAAGUGCAUUCAAACUCCUUCACAUCGACGAGGUCUUCAAUAUUUUCGCCGGAGUAACGCGUUGUGUGGAUCUCUGUGCCGCUCCCGGGUCAUGGAGUCAAGUCUUGUCGAAGAAAUUGUACGAAAAUAAUCCAGAUGACGUCAAAAUUAUCGCUGUCGAUCUUCAACCCAUGGCUCCGCUUCAAGGUGUCAUCCAAAUUCAAGGCGAUAUCACGAAACUCAGCACGGCAGAAUCGAUUAUCAGUCAUUUUGGCGACGGACAAAAGGCACAAUUGGUCGUUUGCGAUGGAGCUCCCGAUGUUACGGGCUUGCAUGACAUCGACGAAUACAUUCAAUCGCAACUUUUACUCGCCGCUUUGAACAUUUCGACACAUGUGCUUGUCAAUGGAGGCACGUUUGUCGCGAAAAUCUUCCGUGGAAAGGACACGACGUUACUUUACUCGCAAUUGAAGAUAUUUUUCGAAAAAGUUUCCAUCGCCAAGCCGGCAAGUUCGAGAAAUUCCAGCAUUGAAGCGUUCGUCGUGUGUCAAAAUUAUCAACCGCCCGACGGAUACAAGCCGCAAAUGAUAAAUCCGAUGUCAAUUGACGACAUUGAGAUCAUCGAAUCGGAUUCGCCAGUCAAUAAAGUGAUUGUUCCUUUUAUUGUUUGUGGAGAUUUGCGGGGAUAUGACUCGGAUAUGUCCUACAGUUUGAACUUGGAUUGCGAUAAAAAGUACGAAUUUAAGGAAGUUGUGCAAAAACCAAUUAAUCCGGCGUAUUCUGAAGUGUUGGAGAAGAUGAAGACAGUUUCUUUGAAACAUGGAUCGAUUUGUGUGGAUGAAGCUGCGACACCAACGACGAAUAAUGGAUAAAUUUUGACACAUUUUAAUAAAACUAAAAAUAAUUUUAAAUGUUUUUUGUUGAGUUUUUUUUUCUUGUUACAUCAAAUAUAGACCCAACAACAUG